UGUUCAACAACACGGUUAGAAACAGCAGCCACUGCUAACCGGUAGCGUCAGCUAUAAAUGGUCAGUUUGUCUUAGUCAAAGCUAAAGAACAUAAAAGUUAUCCAGAGCCAGAGCUGAACAUUUCCAGAUUCAUGUCUGACCAGGUGCUGCAAGCUGUUGGUCUUUCUGUGGUCCUGCUGUUGCUGCUGCCACUGAGCCACAUGAUGUGUGUCCUGUGGAGGAAGAAGAACAAGCAGAACCAGUACCAGGAGCUUCUAUCCACCGAGCUAUCAGUACCACCAUGCUCUGCUCCAGUGAUCUUGGUGUCUCAGGGCACCUGGACCGCGCCCAAUGAAAUCCCUUUUGCUUCACCUCCUCGAUUCACCCCACAAAAUAUUGAGGCUCGGACAUCUGGAGGGGACAUCGUUACAGAUGAGGAGGAGAAGAUGAAGAUGAAGACCCAGCGGGACGUUCUGGCUCAUCGUGGCUCGCUCUCAGUGAGGAGUUGGUACCCAGUUGGUUCGGUACUGGCAGGCCUCUACUCUGUGACCCCUCUGAACGAGGUCAUGGCGCCCCCUCCCGGCCUGGCCACUCGUCUCUGCUUCUCUGUGGAGUAUCGACACAGCAGUGAACAGCUCAUGGUAUCCUUGCUCCGCCUCGCUAACCUUCCCCCUCGUUUCCAUAGCAACGUCACACUGGUGGAGCUUCGCCUACUUCCUGAUGACCGGCGGCCCCGCCAGACUAAGGCCCGGAGUACAGGGCCCGACCCAGAGUUUAAUGACUGCUUGGUUUUUCAGGUGUCUGCAAUAUGUGUAUCAAAGAGCACCCUGAGUGUGUGCGUGCUGGGUGUGGAAAAAGAUGGCAAACGACACGCUGUGGGCAGAGUGCUGCUUCCUCUGGAGGGGGAGCUGGGUCAGGCCGGACGAGUGCUCUGGAGAGAUCUAGAUCCUGAGGAGGAGACACAGUGUUCAGAGCAGGGGGACGUUCUGAUAUCUCUCAGCUACAGCUCGUCUCAGCAGAGACUGUCCGUGGUGGUGGUGAGAGCUCGAGGCCUCCAGCUGCUCACAGACUCAGGUGUGUGUGUACAGGUGAGCUUACAGAUACACACUCAAGUGGUGAAGACGAAGUGUAGCUGUGUGGUAAAGGAUGAGCAGGAUCCCAUUUUUAACCACAGGAUGACUUUUAAGCUGCGACUGCAGCAAUUAGACGAGGCCUGCCUGAGGUUUGAGCUGCAGCAGCUGAACAACAGCCACUCAGAUCCUCCGUCCCUCCUGGGAGUGCUGGUGUUGGGUCCUUUCAUGUAUGCCAGGGGUCUUCAGCUGCAGCACUGGAUGGACAUGAUUAAUAAGGAGCAGGAGCCGGUUACACUGUGGCAUGGACUCUGCAGAAGCUUCUAACUCAUAAAUCACUCGCAUGCCACACAAACACACAGAGUCUGAAAGGACAAAGAAAAAUCUGCAACUGAAAACGUUUUGGCAGCUUCUUUAUUUAAUCCUGCAUUGAACAUUUUCUCUGCUCUUGAUUACUUCUGUAGAGUCACAGAGUAAAGUCCUAAAUGCUGCUGGUGAACAUUUACAUCAUGCUAUAAGAAUACAGAAAGCUUAAAAAAGAAAUGUAUCUCUGAGAUAAAAUAACCACAUUUUCACUCUGUUAAAAAUCUCAAGUAUGUAAAUAAAAUAAAUUAAACUAAUUUAGCAGAAAAAAACACAGCUAGGAGAAGCUGAAGAAUUUAUUUGUUUUAUAUUUCCAAAUGGGGAACAAUGAAAAGUAGAAGUUUGGUAACAAAAAUCCUGUAAUCUGCCACAGUCUUUCAUAUGUACCUGGCAAUUUUAGGAGGUUACUUUCACUUUACUUUUGGUUAUCUUAGUUUAAAUUUACUAAUUCUUAAAUAACAACCUCUAACAAUGUUUUUCAUCUUGAGAGGCGCUAUAUAAAAAUAGUUUCUUGUUUAUGUUCUUCUUCAUCUUGACAUCCACCCAAAUCACGCCUAAAUGAUAAAUGACACGCACUUGUAUAGCACCUCUCAGAGUAAGGACUCCAAAGCGCUUUACACUACAGUGUAUCAUUCAUCCAUUCACACACACACAUUCACACACACUGGUGGGAUGAGC
Messenger RNA from Nothobranchius furzeri (turquoise killifish), 2090 nucleotides. RefSeq names its product synaptotagmin XV (gene syt15). Gene Ontology annotation, biological process: regulation of dopamine secretion; synaptic vesicle endocytosis; cellular response to calcium ion. Lineage: Eukaryota; Metazoa; Chordata; Actinopteri; Cyprinodontiformes; Nothobranchiidae. The record is from RefSeq and is a predicted model, not a curated record. Gene Ontology annotation, molecular function: calcium-dependent phospholipid binding; calcium ion binding; syntaxin binding. Gene Ontology annotation, cellular component: plasma membrane; exocytic vesicle.